AACCAUGCAAUCAGAUUUUUUAAUAUCCCUUCAAGAUUUGAUAUUUAACACCUUCAUUACUACUAAUACAAAGUGCACAUUCAUCAUUCCCCAUUUCCCCCAACUUUCUAUUUUUUUUUGGCUUCCAUCUCAAAAAUAGGCCAAAGUUAAUUAUUGUUACGUUACUCUUUUAUCAAGUAAGGAACCUCUGUGAAAAAAACAAAUAGAACAAUGAUUCUUAUAACCAACCUGUUAUGAUUAUUUCUCCUUCGUUCUUGCUUGCACCCCACAACUUCUUUAAUUUUUUCUUAUUAUAAAGUUUGUAUUUUUAUCAAGAAAAUUGAAUAAACUGGUUCUUGAAUUCCAAAAUGUCUGAAACCCCAUCUCAGAAAGAGUAUGAAAAAGUUACUUUCUUGUUUGUUAUUAAGAAAAUAAAGAGAUUCAGGUUAUUUGAGCCUUCUUUGAGUAUUCUUGGAUUCUUUAUAGUUAUCUGUCUUGUUUUGUGUUUUGCCUUGUUGGAUUACAGAAGUGUGGUUAAAGUGUUGAAAUUGUCUGCUGAGUCUCAGAAGAGGUUUUUGUUGUUGAGAUUUGAUAGGACAAUUGUUGAGAGGAAAAAGAUUGAUUUUUUGAGUGAAAAUGUUGGUGGUUGUGAUGUGUUUGAUGGUGAUUGGGUUUGGGAUGAUAGUUAUCCUUUGUAUAAUUCUAGAGAUUGUAAAUUCUUGGAUGAAGGUUUUAGGUGUACUGAGAAUGGAAGGCCUGAUUUGUUUUACACAAAAUGGAGAUGGCAGCCUAAAGCUUGCAAUUUGCCCAGAUUUGAUCCCAGGAGCAUGCUAGAGAAACUGCGGAAUAAACGCGUAGUGUUUGCCGGAGACUCAAUUGGGAGAAAUCAGUGGGAGUCUUUGCUUUGCAUUCUUUCUUCAACUAUAGCCAACAAGGACAACAUCUAUGAAGUUAAUGGCAGCCCUAUCACGAAACACAAAGGGUUCUUGAUCUUCAAGUUUGCUGAUUACAAUUGCACCGUGGAAUACUAUAGGGCUCCGUUUCUUGUGUUGCAGAGUCGACCUCCUGCUGGAGCCCCAGCCAAUAUAAGAACAACUCUCAAGUUAGAUAAAAUGGAUUGGAGCUCUUUAAAAUGGAGGGAUGCAGAUGUCAUUGUUUUCAAUACUGGACACUGGUGGAACUACGAGAAGACCAUAAGAGGGGGUUGUUACUUUCAAGAGGGGUCAGAUGUGAAGAUGGAUAUGGAAGUGGAUACUGCCUAUGAGAGGUCUUUGCGAACGGUGUUAGACUGGGUAAGUCGUGAAGUUAACUCCAAUAAAACCCAAGUCUUCUUCCGGACAUACGCCCCAGUACAUUUCAGAGGUGGAGACUGGAGAACUGGGGGAAGCUGUCACCUGGAGGCACUUCCAGAUCGAAGUUCUUCAUUGGUGCCACCCCACACAUGGGCUCGAUACAGUAUAUUCCGUGAUGUAAUGUCAUCUCGCUCAAACACGUCAAAUCAAGGAGCAUUACGUGUUCUAAAUGUAACACAUCUAACCUCCAGAAGAAAAGAUGGGCAUUCAUCAAUGUACUAUUUAGGUCCUACGGUAGGCCCUGCGCCUAUCAAUAGGCAAGAUUGCAGCCACUGGUGCCUGCCGGGAAUCCCAGAUACAUGGAAUGAGCUACUCUAUGCCCUAUUUAUGAAGCGCAAAGCAACUCAAAGUUUGAACACAUCAACCAUCCAGGUACAAUGAUCCAAGGUUGCUUCUAGGAUACAUGUUUUACUUAUGCACUCAACAGGACUAAGACAUCUCAAAUAUAAGGAUGCUUGUCCGAUAAAAUACAGAAUUGAGAAGAUACAAAGAUUACAAGACACUGGAGGCAAGGCAAGAACCAAUAUCUCAUUGCUGUUUCAAGACUUGCUUCUAUGUAGAUUUGAUAUGUCAAACUGAAGAUAAUUCCAAUUUUAGGGGUAAGGUGUAUACAGGGUCAUUGAAUAAAAUAGAUAAGCUCAUAGAUAGGAGAUUAGGGCUAUUUCAGAUGUAGUGAAAUUUUGGGUUACAACUUGUAGCUGGACAAAGAAAAGAAUGUAAGUUGAAGUAGCUACGUGAAUUACGCUUAUUCUGUCUAAUAUUCUUUGAUUG
Capsicum annuum is the source of this 2102-nucleotide messenger RNA. Its product is annotated as protein trichome birefringence-like 11. Bases 348 to 1712 code for a protein of 454 amino acids. Gene Ontology annotation, molecular function: O-acetyltransferase activity. Gene Ontology annotation, cellular component: Golgi apparatus. NCBI's taxonomy places the organism in Eukaryota, Viridiplantae, Streptophyta, Magnoliopsida, Solanales, Solanaceae. The transcript is spliced from 4 exons. The record is from RefSeq and is a predicted model, not a curated record.